AUGGACAAUCCUGUUUAUUUGGAUGAAGAUAUUCCAUUUGUUGAAUCAGGCGAUUAUGAAAUCGACGAAGCAACUGGCACUGGUGGUAAUGGUACAACAACAACACUUUCACAUGGAAAUAUAAUAGCAUUGAAUCAUCAAACACAUCGAUUUCAUGAUGAUUCGAUGUGGACAACGAAUGUGCCAGCUAAACGUGGUCGACGUCCAAAAUCGACUGCUGUCGUUAUCACAACGACAGCACAGAGUAUGGAACCUAAACGGCGUGGUCGAAAACCAAAACAACAAUUAUUAUUAUCAUCAAAUAAAUCUUUAUCAUCAAUUGAUAAUAAUAAAUCAAAUGAUAUUCUGUCAGAAUCAACAGAUGAUAUAAAUCAAAAUCUACAGCGACGUUCAGCAGUAGGAAUAAAAUCAAAUAAAAGAAUGAAAAUCGAAGAGCAACAACUUAUGACUGGAGAAGCGAAUAGUAUGUUAUGCUCGAAACGAACUGGUAAAGUAUCAACUCAACAAGAUACUCCACCAGUUAUCUCAAAUGUGUCAACAAAAUUGAAUCUUGGUACAACUGGUAAUAUUGUUAUAAUGGCAAGUAAAAAUGGAGAGAAUUCAUCCACAAAUAAUAAUCCAACAACAUCGUAUGAUCAAGCAGCUAUAUUACAGGCACUCUGUCAAGCUGGUGUUAAUCCAUUACACCAUGAUCCAACGGGUGAUGAUUCAGAUACAGAUUCCGAUGAUGGAAGUGAAUCCGACGAUGAAUCACUUGAUAGUGACGAUGAAAAUAAUCAAUUAUCGGAUAUAGACGAUGAUGAUGAAGUAGCGCAUUUAAUAAAUAAAAGUUCUAGAGGUCGGCCACGUCGACAAACAAAUAAAAAUGCUAAUAAUAAAAACUCUUCUUCAACACGUCGUUCAGCAACAACAACAACAACAACAACCAAUUCGCAAAUUAAAACAAAACAAGAUAAAAGUGAUACAGAUGAUGAUGACGAUGAUGAUGAUGAUGAUGAUGAAUCAUCAGAUGACGAUGAAGAUCUUGAUGAUUUAGGUGUUGGCAAUGACACAAAUAAUAAUUUAAGUAAUAUUGUUAAUCCACUCGACAAUGACUCAUCAUUAUUAGUUCAAGCUGAUUUUUCUAAUCCUGAUUAUGUUCAAAAUCUUGUAAAACCCCAUCGUAAACGCCGUACACAUUUACCUAUCGAUGAUCAACCAAAAACAAUACGUUGCCCACAAUCAGGUUGUACAAAAAUGUUUCGUGAUACGGCUUCAAUGAAUAAACAUUUACAUACACACGGACCACGUGUACACGUCUGUCAUGAAUGCCAAAAAUCAUUUGUUGAAAGUUCUAAAUUGCGUCGUCAUCAACUUGUACACACUGGUGAAAAAGCAUUUCAAUGUCCAUUUGAAGGAUGUGGAAAACGUUUUUCGCUAGAUUUUAAUUUACGUACACAUGUUCGAAUUCAUACAGGUGAUAAACCUUAUGUUUGUCCAUUUGAUGGUUGUAGUCGUCGUUUCGCCCAAUCAACUAAUCUCAAACAACACCUUCUUACACAUGCAAAAAUUCGUUCACAUCAACCAUUUGCUAUACCAGCUGUUGCUGUUACUAUAACAGAAAUUCAACCUCAUGCUAGUGAAGGACAUCGAUUGCAAGAAGCACCAGUACCGUCGGUUGCUCCUCAAAUUGUACAGCUACAAACCGAUUCUCAAGUAUCUCUAAGAUCCAGUUCUGAUAGUGAAAUAGUAACAAGAGCUGCUGCUACUGUUGAAGCAGCUCAACGACGAGUACAUUCUGAAUUAUUUCCAUUAAACAAUGUGUUCUGUGCUCUCUGUAUUAUUUUAGGUAGUCGAACUACAGAUAGUAUUCGUCGUCAAACUAAACGUGAGCUUGAACAAGAAAAAGAAAUUGACAGUAAAUACAAAAAAGCACGUGAUAUAAAAGAACAUUAUUUUGGCAAUCGAGAGAUGACUGUUGACAGUACACCUGUUGUUGAUUAUACAACAUUACUUUUAUAUGUUCUGAGGAAACUUGUUCCAUUAAAAUACGUUACAGAAUUGUUUCAAGCUAGUAAAUUUAUUUUAUCGGAGAAUCAGGAAUCGAUAAUUUAUGAAGAAAAUUCCAUUAAACAAUUACAACUAUCACAACGUACACUAAGAAAUAGAAACCAAUAA
Messenger RNA from Rotaria socialis, 2157 nucleotides. Lineage: Eukaryota; Metazoa; Rotifera; Eurotatoria; Philodinida; Philodinidae. The record is from the annotation of a GenBank genome assembly.